UCCCCGUUCUACGGAAACCCAGUCAGAGACGGACAGGAUCCAAUCUCUCGUCCUGCCUCUUCGAUCCAGACCGACCGGGAGCAAGCCCCGAACCCUACCACCCCCAUGGCCGAUGGCGGCGGCGAGCCGGGGGCCGUCGGUGGCUCGGCACCGGUGUGUAGUUUCGUGAGGAAGCCACCCAAAAACAUCCGUAAGCGCCCAGCCGCGCCCGCUGGCUCCGACGACGAGGACGACGGCGGCGGCGCCAUCGCGGCCUUGCGCUCCAAAAAGGGGCCGUCCUCCACCGGAAAGCUCGUCUUCUCCUCCACCGAUGGCUCCUCCGAGCCGCGCCGGUUCCAGUACGAGUCGUCCCGGACGAUUCAGGCCAACACCGACAGCCGCGUCACGGCCACGCUCGAGACGGAGACGGAGUUCGACCGCGACGCACGCGCCAUCCGCGAGCGCCAGCUCAAGCAGGCUGAGGAGUCCCUCAGGAAGAAUCCCUCCUCCGCUGGCUCCGGCUCCGGCUCCGGGGAGCUGUACAAGGGGAUCCACGGGUAUACAGACCACAAGGCCGGGUUCCGGCGGGAGCACACGGUGUCCAGCGAGAAGGCCGGCGGCUCGCACGGCCCGCUCCGGGCGUCCGCUCACAUCCGGCUCUCCACACGGUUCGACUACCAGCCCGACAUCUGCAAGGACUACAAGGAGACGGGGUACUGCGGGUACGGUGAUUCCUGCAAGUUCAUGCACGACAGAGGGGACUACAAGUCCGGGUGGCAGCUGGAGAAGGAGUGGGACGAGGCCGAGAAGGCCCGCAAGCGGCGCAUUGCGAUGGGCGGCGGGGAUGGGAGUGACGACGAGGCGGGGGAGGAGGACGACGACGACGACGAUGAUGAGGCGCUGCCCUUUGCCUGCUUCAUUUGCAGGCAGCCGUUCGUUGAUCCGGUGGUCACAAAAUGCAAGCACUACUUUUGUGAACAUUGCGCAUUGAAGCACCAUUCCAAGAACAAGAAGUGCUUUGUCUGCAACAAACCAACACUCGGCAUCUUCAACGCGGCGCAGGAGAUCCGCAAGAAGAUGGCUCAGGACAAGGAGGACUAGGAGCUCCCACCACCGUGUUGCUUAUUUUGUUGUUGUACAAUGCAAUAACUUUGUUUUGAUAUUUUGUCAUCUGAAAAAUGAGAAAAAAGGAAAUUCAGGACCCA
Messenger RNA from Phragmites australis (common reed), 1184 nucleotides. RefSeq names its product zinc finger CCCH domain-containing protein 15. Gene Ontology annotation, cellular component: U2-type spliceosomal complex. Gene Ontology annotation, molecular function: metal ion binding. The transcript is spliced from 2 exons. The coding region runs from base 106 to 1080 and encodes 324 amino acids. NCBI's taxonomy places the organism in Eukaryota, Viridiplantae, Streptophyta, Magnoliopsida, Poales, Poaceae. The record is from RefSeq and is a predicted model, not a curated record. Gene Ontology annotation, biological process: snoRNA splicing.